This is a messenger RNA of Onychostoma macrolepis, 2391 nucleotides long. It is a transcript of the gene neff1, whose product is annotated as neuronal intermediate filament family member 1. The record is from RefSeq and is a predicted model, not a curated record. The transcript has 4 exons. The coding region runs from base 340 to 1995 and encodes 551 amino acids. Gene Ontology annotation, cellular component: intermediate filament. Lineage: Eukaryota; Metazoa; Chordata; Actinopteri; Cypriniformes; Cyprinidae.
UGAGGAACCCAAAUGUAGUUUUUCAUGCAUUUGUACUUCUUUGACCUUUUUAUUUAUCCUCGUUUUUGUAGAUGACAAUCUCCGUCCAAAAGGCAUGAGUAGCCACAAAAGCAGAUCGAGGCAUUGAAUGAGUGAGCUCUCUCCUGGGACUCUGUCUUUUUGCUCAGGGUUGCAGGUUUGCCCCUUCACCACCGCCCAUGCGUCAGAUGAUGCUCGAGGCUUCUGGCUAUAAAAGACGCCGGUGCGCCAUCCCGACUGGCACUCUCUUUCUCUUUCUCUGUCUUCCCACAUCCACACACUUACUUCACUCACUCGGUCUGUGAUCUCCAGCGUACCAGCAUGAGCUAUUCCGGCGAUAUGUACACGAGCAGCUCCUACAGGAAGAUUUUUGGAGAUGCGCCGCGGCGCGUCCCGACGGUGAGUUACCGCUCCGGAGCGCAGCAUCAGCAGCAGCAUCAGCACCGCACCUACGGCUCUCCAUCCCCAAUGAUCAUAUCCUCAAGUUACCGGACCAAACGCGGCUUCCAGCCCAUGCAAGACUCCGUGGACCUGACGCAGACCACCGCCGUCACCAACGAGCUGAAGAUCAUCCGCACCAACGAGAAGGAGCAGCUGCAGGGCCUAAACGACCGCUUCGUGACGUUCAUCGAGAAGGUGCACAACCUCGAGCAGCACAACAAAGUUCUGGAGGCGGAGGUCGCGCUGCUGCGCCAGCGUCACAGCGAGCCGUCGCGUCUCCACGAUCUCUACGAGCAGGAGAUCCGCGAGCUGCGCGCGCGCGUCGAGGAGCUGACGCACGAGAAGAGCCAGAUGCACCUGGACUGCGUGCAGAUGAACGAGGCUCUGGAGCGCCUCAAGGACAAGCUGGAGGAGGAGAGCCGGCUGAGGGAGGAGGCCGAGAACAGCCUGAAGGGAUACCGCAAGGACGUGGACGACGCCACGCUGACGCGCCUGGAGCUGGAGAAGAAAGUGGAGUCUCUGCUGGAUGAGAUCGCCUUCCUCAGGAAGGUGCAUGAGGAGGAGCUGCAGGAGCUCCAGGCGUCGCUUCAGGCCAGCCAGGUGUCUGUUGAGAUGGACGUCAGUAAGCCUGACCUUGCUGUGGCUCUAAAGGACAUUCGUGUCCAGUACGAGUCUCUCUCCGCCCGGAACCAGCAGCAGGCGGAGGAAUGGUACCGUUCCAAGUUCAGCUCUGUGACGGAGGUGGCGGCACGCAACAAUGAUGCUCUGAAGCAGACCAAGGAUGAGCUGUGUGAGUACCGCCGACAGCUGCAGGCCCGCACCCUGGAGAUCGAGUCCCUGAAAGCCCAUAACGAGGCUUUAGAGAGACAACUGGCGGAGAUGGAGGACCGCAACAACAACGAGAUUGGCGACCUGCAGGACACUAUUCAGCAGCUGGAAUCUGCUCUGAGGAGCACCAAAGGUGAGAUGUCCCGUCAUCUGCGCGAAUACCAGGACCUGCUAAACGUCAAGAUGGCGCUGGACAUCGAGAUCGCAGCCUACAGGAAGCUGCUGGAAGGUGAGGAAUGCCGUCUGAGCUCUGUGGGCGGAGCCUUGCUGCACUCCGCCUACUCUUACACACCAAGCCGCAGUUAUUCCCUGUGGAGGGGCGGAGCCAAACCCGAGACAGAGGAAGAGGAAGAGCAGGAAGAGGAAGAAGAGGAGGAGAAGGAAGAGGAGAAGGAAGAAGAGGAAGGAGAAGAGGAGGAGGGAGGAGAGGAGGCCGAGGAAGGAGAAGAACAGGAGGAAGGAGGCGAUGAGGAGGAGGAGGAAGAGGAAGAACAGGAGGAUGAGAAGGAAAAGGAAAAAGCGGACGAGAAGAAGGAAAAGGAAGAGAAGAAGAGCCCAAAGGAACAGAAAGAUAAGGAGAAGGAGAAAGAGAAAGAAAAGGAGAAGGAGAAGAAGAGUGAUAGCAAUAAGGCAGACAGCAAGAGUGUUAAGAGUGAAAAGGGGGACAAUAACAAGGACGAGAAGACCGCUGCGGUCAAGAGCAAGUAAAGCUGCGUCCGUCUGGAGCCUCACCCUUCUGUCCCUCCGACAAACACACAUCAACCAUCCACUCAUCCUCACCUCAUUUCAUCUGGAUCUCUGCGGGAAAGCAACGAGCCGGUAAUGAAAGCGCUAAAAUGGAAAGCUGGCUAGUUUUCUGUACAGCACUCAAGAGAUGAAGAGAGCAUUAUGAAGUAAUUCAGCCAAAAAUGGCCAUUUUGUCAUCAUUUACUUUCUUUCAAUAAGAGAGUGUAUGUCAUACAGCGAAAGCAGAUGCUGAGUAAACGUCCCAGCUCCAAAAAGACAAAUCAGCAGCAUAAAUAUCGUCCACGCAAUCCGUGUGCUGAAGUCAUGUAAUGGACUGAACUGUAAAUCAUUUUCCACCAAUAAACAUCCUAUCUUCCA